AUGUUCAACAACAACAAUAAAUCAACACCUCUAAAACGCAAAAAAUUAAUCUUGAAGCCGAAUGAAUUAAAAGAUGAAGAAUUUAUGUCUCCAGUGAAGAGAAGAGCUAAAAUGUCAACAAACACUUGUGAGGACUUCUUCCGUCAACAAUCUGGACCAGCAACUACAAACUUGUCUUCAACAAACAAAUAUUUAUUUCAACGCCCUCCAAUUGACGAAUCCUUCAUUUCUCCAUUAAAACAACAAUGGAAAGGCUUCCUGUCUUCUCCUUCUUCAAAUGUCAACAAAAAUUGCUUAAAAACACCUUCACCAGCUCGGAUGCUAAAACAAUCUGUUAUCUGCAAAAAUAUUGGAAAUUUAUUGCUGAUGACUCCAGAAAAAGAUUCUGAUGAGGAAGAAGAUAAAGAAGAAUUUGAUGGAGAGAACAAAAAUGAAGAAGAGAUUGAAGACGAUGAUGAUGAGGAAGAAAAAUUGAAAGAAGAAGAGCAAACAACUUCAAAUAAAAUCAAAAAAUAUCCAACAAAAAAGAGAACAACAACAACCAAAAAACAAAAUGGAGGUAAUUUUGUCAAAUUAAAUAUGCGUCAUCGUAGAUUUACUCCAAGCAGUAAGUUUAGAAUUAAAAAGAAAUGGAAAAGGAAAUUUAAAAAUUAA
This is a messenger RNA of Meloidogyne enterolobii, 654 nucleotides long. NCBI's taxonomy places the organism in Eukaryota, Metazoa, Nematoda, Chromadorea, Rhabditida, Meloidogynidae. The record is from the annotation of a GenBank genome assembly.